UUUUUUCAUAGUGUUGUGGCGACGUGGUUGGUGUCAGCUGUUUUCGGACAGCUGUCUCGGGGGCACAUCCGCGUGAUUUCUUGGUGUUACCUGCGUGCAGGUCGCUCCAUAAAUCCGCCGGGUUCCAGUGCGUAAUUACCCGCCGCAAGCCACAUGAAGACUAGGUGAGAUUAGGAAGAUUUUGGUAAGGCAGUUAGGGGGGAAUUCUCUGUUGGGUUUUGUCUUUUCGCCCAGGCGUGUUGACAGUUGAGUACUUUGCUUUCUGAUUGGGUAUAGGCAAUAUAUUAUGGCUUCUUUGUCAGCGUUUGUGGAUGCGCCCUCAGUAUCUUUCUUGGAUGGUUGCCAGAAGGCGCAGUUGAUCGAAAUAUCAGAGCAUUAUGAAAUUGCUGUUGUAGGGAGCAAGCGGAAAGAUGACAUUAAAGCUGUCAUCGUGUCAUCUUUGUUUGAGCGGGGAGUGUUACAGAAGAGUGAGUCUGGUGUGGCAGGGGUCGGGCCAGUAGUGGUUCAGACAGCUGGUUUGACAUUCGAACAGCAAAAGGAGCUUUUGGCCAUGCAGUUUAAUCAGGAGAGAUUGCAGUUGGAGAUGAGGGGUCAGCAGCAGGAGGUAGAGAAGCGUUUAGAGGUGGAGAAGGUGCUGGAGGUGGAAAAGAUGAAAUGUGAGGUGGAACAUGCUAGAUUACGGCUGAUGGGAGAGGGCAAGUUUUCUCCAGGGGAGGAUGGUGGUGCUAGGUUAGCAUCAGGCAGUGGCGAUAUAAUUUCUUACUUGCGAUUAGUGCCAAAGUUCAAUGAGCGUGACCCGGACAUUUUUUUCACUCUAUUUGAACACAUAGCAGAGGCAAGAAACUGGUCAGAUUCGGACAGAGUGCUGUUACUUCAGUGUGUACUCACUGGGCGAGCACAGGAAGCCUAUUCAGCUAUUUGUGGCGAAAAUACUUUGGACUAUGAUAGAGUAAAAUCAGCGGUGUUGAAAUCUUACGAACUGGUUCCUGAAGCGUAUCGUCAAAGGUUCAGAAGUGGGGUCAAGGGAGAUAAGCAGACACAUGUGGAGUUUAUCCGUGAUUUAACUUCUCAUUUUCAGCGGUGGUGCGCGGCAGCAAAGGUUGCAAGUUUUGACGGUCUUUGUGAGCUCAUUGUCUUGGAACAAUUUAAAAACAUUCUCCCUCAGCGUGUGGCCACAUAUGUGAAUGAACAGAAACCUCCCACCGCGUUUAGAGCUGCUGAAUUAGCGGACGAUUUUGUGUUGACACAUAAGGGCAGUUUUGCGGAGAAAUAUUCUAGGGGUGAUUGGAAACGUGGAGAAGACAAUGGAGAUGCCCGUGCAAAGUUUUCACCAGGCUCCUCCCGUAGAUUUGCAGGUACAGGGCGACCCGAGGGGGCCAAAGUGGACCAAUGUCACUAUUGCAAAGGUGGGGGUCAUUGGAAGGAGCAGUGUCCAUUGCUGGAAACGAAGGGGAAGCCUCGUUUGUCACCACAUGCUCCAGCCAUGUGUUGUUCUGCCGUGUUGGUUAAAAAGCCACAGGGUGUAGGAUCGGGCAUGGUGCCUGAUAAGAAGCUGGUUUGUGCCUACUUGGAUAGCCGUAGGAUGUCUACUGACCUACCUGUUUCGGAGUCUGGAAAAAGUGGCCCAACACGGUCCUUUGACUUUCAGAUCGAGACAAAGGUGAAGGAGAAGAAAGAGAGGAAACGCCGCAAAGCGAAGAAGAGGAGGCCGAAGGAGGUCAGCGCGCCCAAGAGGCCGAUGAGCGCCUACAUGCUGUGGCUCAACGCCAGCCAACCCAAGGAGGAGUGGGACAUAAAGGCAGUGGAAUCGAAGAAGCAGUACGAAAUCGCAAGGCAAGAGCUCGAAGACAGAGGCGGAGGGGGAGCGUCCUCCAGUCCUAAGAUGGAAAGUAAAAAGCUGGAGUUAAGAAGAAGGAUGUGGGGUUGUCGUGGACCCCUUUGGGGCCCCGUCUUAAGGGAGGGGCUGUGA
Messenger RNA from Gymnodraco acuticeps, 1969 nucleotides. RefSeq lists its product as uncharacterized. Bases 287 to 1969 code for a protein of 560 amino acids. The record is from RefSeq and is a predicted model, not a curated record. Gene Ontology annotation, molecular function: zinc ion binding; nucleic acid binding. The transcript has 3 exons. NCBI's taxonomy places the organism in Eukaryota, Metazoa, Chordata, Actinopteri, Perciformes, Bathydraconidae.